Messenger RNA from Gryllus bimaculatus (two-spotted cricket), 3114 nucleotides. NCBI's taxonomy places the organism in Eukaryota, Metazoa, Arthropoda, Insecta, Orthoptera, Gryllidae. The record is from the annotation of a GenBank genome assembly.
AUGAUAUUGACUCCGGUACUGGCCUGGCAAGCUAGUAGCUCUGAGCUGGCGGGGCGGUCCACCCUAGGCAUUGAAUGGGAAGGUUGCCGUGAGGGCAAACUGGGUUCCGGCUGGACCCGGAUAUCGGCCCGUUGUCGUACAUGUGCGGCGGCGGGGGCGAAUUGCCAAGAGGGGGUGCCGGGGCACCACCUCGGCGAUGUCACGCGGGGCACGUUACAACGCAGUAGGCGAGGGUAUAGCUUCGCCGAGGCUAGCAACGGAAAGGCCCCAGCCUACCGGCGACGUCCCUGCCUCGCGGUCAUGGGUGAAGGGGGUACGUGUGUUGUCGUCGUCGUCGUAAUCGAGUCGUCGCCUCGUCGUCGUCGUCGUCGUAAUCGAGUCGUCGUCGUCGUCGUAGCAUUCGUCGUCGUAGCAGUCGUCGUCGUCGUAGCAGUCGUCGUCGGCGGCGUAGCAGUCGUCGUCGUCGCAGUCGUCAUCGUCGCAGUAAAAAUCGUCGCCGUCGUAGUAAAAAGUCGUCGCCGUCGUAGAAAAAGUCUCGUCGCCGUCGUAGAAAAAGUCGUCGCCGUAGUAGUAAAAAGGCGUCGUCGUAGUAAAAAGUCGUCGUCGUCGAAGAAAAAAGUCGUCGUCGUCGAAGUAAAAAUCGUCGUCGUAGUAGUAAAAAUCGUCGUCGUAGUAGUAAAAAUCGUCGUCGUCGUAGUAAAAAGUCGUCUCGUCGUCGUCGUAGUAGUAGUAAAAAUCGUCGUCGUCGUCGUCGUAGUAAGUCGUCGUCGUCGUCUCGUCUUUGUCGUCGUCGUCGUAGUAAAAAUCUUCGUCGUCGUCGUAGUAGUAGUAUUAGUAGAAGUAGUCGUCGUAGUCACCGUAGUAGUAGAAGAAGUCGUCGCAGUAGUAGAAGAAGUCGUUGUCGUCGUUGUAGUAGUAGAAGAAGUUGUCGCAGUAGUAGAAGAAGUCGUUGUCGUCGUCGUAGUAGUAGAAGAAGUUGUCGCAGUAGUAGAAGAAGUCGUUGUCGUCGUCGUAGUAGUAGAAGUCGUCGUCGUAGGAGAACAAGUCGUCGUCGGAGAACACGUCGUCGUCGUCGUCGUAGGAGAACAAGUCGUCGUCGUCGUAGGAGAACAAGUCGUCGUCGUCGUCGUAGGAGAACAAGUCGUCGUCGUCGUCGUAGGAGAACAAGUCGUCGUCGUCGUCGUCGUAGGAGAACAAGUCAUCGUCGUCGUCGUGGUCGUAGGAGAAGAAGUCGUGGUCGUAGGAGAAGUCGUCGUCGUAGGAGAAGAAGUCGUCCUAGUAGACGUCGUCGUUGUAAUAGUAGUAGUAGUUGAAGAAGUAGUAGUAGUUGAAGUAGUAGUAGAUGAAGAAGUAGUAGUAGUUGAAGUAGUAGUAGUAGCUGUAGUAGUAGUAGUAGUAGUAGAAGUGGUAGUAGUAGUAGUAGAAGUAGUGGUAGUUGAAGUAAUAGUAGUGGUAGCUGAAGUAAUAGUAGUGGUAGUUGAAGUAAUAGUAGUGGUAGUUGAAGUAAUAGUAGUAGUAGUAGUAGUAGUAGUAGUAGUAGUUGAAGUAAUAGUAGUAGUUGAAGUAGUAAUAGUUGAAGUAGUAGUAGUUGAAGUAGUAGUAGUUGAAGUAGUAGUAGUUGAAAUAGUAGUAAUUGUUGAAGUAGUAGUUGAAGUAGUAGUAGUAGUUGAAGUAGUAGUAGUUGAAGUAGUAGUAGUAGUUGAAGUACUAGUAGUAGUUGAAGUAGUAUUAGUAGUUGAAGUAGUAUUAGUAGUUGAAGUAGUAGUAGUUGAAGUAGUAGUAGUAGUUGAAGUAGUAGUAGUUGAAGUAGUAGUAGUUGAAGUAGUAGUAGUAGAAGUACUAGUAGUAGUUGAAGUACUAGUAGUAGUUGAAGUACUAGUAGUAGUUGAAGUACUAGUAGUAGUUGAAGUACUAGUAGUUGUUGAAGUAGUAUUAGUAGUUGAAGUAGUAGUAGUUGAAGUUGUAGUAGUAGUAGUAGUAGAUGUAGUAGUUGACGUAGUAGAAGUAGUAGUAGUAGUAGUUGAAGUAGUAGUAGUAGUUGAAGUAGUAGUAGUAGUUGAAGUAGUAGUAGUUGAAGUUGUAGUAGUAGUAGAUGUAGUAGUUGAUAGUUGUAGUAUAGUAGUAGUAGUAGUAGUAGUAGUAGAAGUAGUUGAAGUAGUAGAAGUAGUUGAAGUAGUUGAAGUAAUAGUAGUAGUUGAAGUAAUAGUAGUAGUUGAAGUAGUAGUAGUUGAAGUAAUAGUAGUAGUAGUUGAAGUAGUAGUAGUUGAAGUAAUAGUAGUAGUAGUUGAAGUAGUAGUAUUAGUAGUAGUAGUAUUUGAAGUAGUUGUCGUCGCAGUCCUCGUAGUAGUUGUAGUAGUAGAAGAAGUAAAUGGUGGUAGUCGUCUAACUAGAGGUGGUAGUCGUCUAACUAGUGGUGGUAGUCGUCGAACUAGUGGUGGUAUCGUCGAAACUGAUGGUGGAAGUCGUCGAACUAGGUUCGUCGAAACUAAUGGUGGUAGUCGUCGAAACUAUGUUGUAGUCUCGUCGAAAAAAACUAGUGGUGGUAGUCGUCGAACUAGUGGUGGUAGUCUAGUAGUAGUAGUAGUAGUAGUAGUAGUAGUAGUAGUAGUAGUAGUAGUAGUAGUGGCAGAAAGAGUAUCACAGAGUAGUGGCAGUAGUAGAAAAAUAACAGCAAGAGUAGUAGCAGUAGUAGUAAUAGCUGCUGUAGUAGUAGUAGUAGUAGUAGUAGUAGCAGCAGAGUGCGUUGCAGAUUAUGGUUGUGGUGGUGGUGGUAGUAGUAGUAAUAAAGUAGUAGUAGCAGUAGUAGAAGUAGUAGAAGUAGUAGUAGUAGUAGUAGUAGUAGUAGUAGUAGUAGUAGUAGUAGUAGUAGUAGCAGCAGCAGCAGCAAAAGUAAUAAUAGGGUCAGUAAUAGUAGUAGUAGUAGUAGUAGUAGUAGUAGUAAUAGUAGUAGUAGUAGUAGUAGUAGUAGUAGUAGUAGUAGUAGUAGUCGUUGUAGUAGUAGUAAUAGUAAUAGUUGUACUAGUAGUAGUAGUAAUAGUAGUAAUACUAGUAGUAAUAGUAGUAGUAGUAGUAGUAGUAAUAGUAGUAGCAGUAAUAGUAGUAGCCGUAGUAUAA